Periconia digitata is the source of this 1032-nucleotide messenger RNA. The record is from the annotation of a GenBank genome assembly. Lineage: Eukaryota; Fungi; Ascomycota; Dothideomycetes; Pleosporales; Periconiaceae.
AUGAGGAAACCAGACUUGCUCAUAAUCGAUUCGACGGUUCGGGAUAUUGACAUCGCCCGCCGUCGAGCAUUGUCCGCGAAGGUCAACCUACUGUACUAUGACUGCCCCACGACUGAUGAAUUCAAAGAGCGGAUGAAACCUGGCGGCAUUUAUGCCAAUGUCGUGGCCAUCAUGCGCAAUGGCUGGCACAAGGCUGGUCCUUUGGCUAAUCAACGCCCCUUUGCUGCCGACGUCGUGCCUUACUUCCCGACAUCGCUGAAGCUCAUAGCCUGCAGCGGACACGGAUACGACGCCGCGGAUAUCGAAGGAUUGAACGCCCGGGGUAUUUUGUACUGUAACACACCAAAUGCGUGCACUGAAGCCGUUGCUGUGACCGCUUUGUCUCUCAUUGUCGACUCGUUCCGCUUCCUGUCUUUCGCGCAGUGGUGCGCGAGGUACGAUUGGAUGAAGAGUCGAGAGUUGGGCCCUAUAGCUGUCGAUCCUACGAAAAAAACUUUGGGUAUCGUUGGACUUGGAGACAUCGGUUUGGCUGUGGCCCAGAAAUGUGAAGCCGCGUUCGAUAUGAAGAUCCAUUACCAAGGCCCAAGACCCAAACCCGCAGCCGAAAGCUCGUUGAAGUACGGUGCUGUGUACCAUCCAACAGUCGACGAUAUGAUUCCCGAGAUUGAUUGCAUUGUUCUUGCUGCGCCGUACACCAAGGAAACACAUCAUUUGUUGUCGCAUAAGCAAUUUUCGCUCGCGAAGAAGGAAGGUUUACGGGUGGUCAACAUUGCCAGGGGUGCCAUGAUUGACGAGGACGCCUUGAUUGAGGCUCUUGAGUCUGGGCGCGUUCCAGGGGCUGGACUUGACGUGCACGCUAACGAGCCAGCGGUCAAUCCCAAACUUAGGGACAACUGGAAGGUUGCUCUACUGCCCCAUAUCGGGGUCUGCUCGAAGAGUAGCUGGAAAGACUUUGAGAGGAUUAAUUUGGACAAUAUCGAGGCAUUCUUUGCUACGGGGAAGCCAUUGAGAAGUGUAAAUCAUAUAAGCUAG